Alosa alosa (allis shad) is the source of this 5930-nucleotide messenger RNA. RefSeq names its product brevican (gene bcan). NCBI's taxonomy places the organism in Eukaryota, Metazoa, Chordata, Actinopteri, Clupeiformes, Clupeidae. Gene Ontology annotation, molecular function: hyaluronic acid binding. The record is from RefSeq and is a predicted model, not a curated record. Bases 591 to 4268 code for a protein of 1225 amino acids. Gene Ontology annotation, biological process: cell adhesion. The transcript is spliced from 14 exons.
GUGCAGGCUGUGGCAGCAUCAGCAGCGUGCGUGCCAGUCUGCAACGAUGCAGUAGGCUAUCCCAAACCUCAAGUCCUGUUGUUCCGUCGUAAACCCAACUCAGGACAAUUUCCCAGAACCCAGAAGUGUAACCCUGUAACUAGCCUAUCCGAGCCACCUCGUUACGCAGUGAUUCAGAACAUCGUUUUAAGAUGAUGCGUGUUUAAAAAAACGGAAUCAGUGCGUCUUGUAGGCUAAACAUUUUAAUCAGUUCCCACCCGUCCCACUUCCCCUCACAUAAUUCAAGGGACAAAUAAGAGUGCUUUUGUCGUAACCAAAAAAGUGGGCUGUUCAGGCGUUUUUCCUACGUAGUUUCGGCCACCUCUCCAUCUCAGACUCUUUCUCUUACCUCCUUCGCUGGCGGACGGAGCGUAGCCUACUAGUAUUCUGCACCUUUCUAUUCCGAUGAGUGUUUAACUAAAUUUUCAGUGACAUAAUUGCUCCAAUUUAAGGUACUGGGUUAAUCUACUGGGAACGUCUACCUGCAGAAGAUUCGUCAACGGAAAUACGUCCAAGAGAGAUUUUACGGACUUCCAAGAUACCGAUCAGAAAUGUUCCCGUCUCGACUGCUGGGAGCCAUCUGUCUACUCAUCGCCCAGUUCUCCAGCAUUGGCAGGACCGCCUCAGAUGAUGCAAGGCUACUACAGGUGACCAUCCCCAAAUCGCCACCAGCCGCUGCCAUUUUGGGUGGAUUCGUUGUGCUCCCCUGUCAUGUGUCCCUGUCGCAGUCACCCCCGACGGUCUCCACGGUGGGUCGUCAUGCCGUCCUCACCCUUCCGCGGGUCAAGUGGAGUGUUCUGUCCGCGGAGAAGGAGACUGAGAUCUUGGUUGCCCGCGGCGACCGGGUGAAGGUGAGCGAGGCCUACAAGAGCCGGGCUUCACUGCCGAACUACGCCACGUCCCCGGCUGACCUCACCCUGGAACUGGACGAGCUGCGACACAACGACACGGGAUUCUAUCGCUGCGAGGUUCAACAGGGCCUGGAGGACGCCCAUGACCUCGUCCAGAUCAAAGUCAAAGGGGUCGUGUUUCACUAUCGACAUCCAUCCAGCCGCUACGCCUUUUCCUUUGAUCAGGCACAGGACGCCUGUGAGGACAUCGGGGCCCAGAUCGCCACCCCUGAGCAGCUCUUGGCUGCCUACAACAGUGGAUAUGAGCAGUGUGACGCAGGCUGGUUGUCUGAUGGCUCAGUCAGAUAUCCCAUUCAGAUGCCACGGGAGGGUUGCUUUGGGGACAUGGAUGGAAUGCCGGGAGUCAGGAAUUAUGGAAUGCUCGACCCAGAUGAGCUCUAUGAUGUGUACUGCUACGUUGAGAACAUUCAAGGGGAGGUUUUCCACUCUGCCACACCCCAGCAGUUGACUUUGGCAGAUGCCAAGGCUUAUUGUGAAAGGCAAGGGGCAGAGUUAGCCACCACUGGCCAACUCUACGCCGCCUGGAACGAUGGCCUGAACCACUGCAGUCCCGGAUGGCUGGCGGACGGCAGUGUCCGCUACCCGAUUGUGACGCCCCGGGAACGCUGUGGUGGGCCCGACCCUGGAGUCAAGACUGUGUACCGCUACAGCAACCAAACUGGAUUCCCAGAGUCUCACAUGCUUCACGACGUUUACUGCUUCAGAGGCAAUAAGGGCGCUCAGACAGAAAGCCCAAUGGAGUACAUGGCCACCGAGCCAGAGAAUCAGGGCCAAGGCAUCGUCACCCUCUCUGACCCCCUGGAGGAAUUCAGCUUGGGUCAAGUGACGGAGCCAGUGGAGAAUGAGGCCCAGGGUGCUGUUGAGUCCUUUCCUUUUCUCAGCAAACAGUUCCCGGGAUUAGGAAGGGUGAUAGAGCCUCCUGCCACCAAAAUGCCCCUUCAGGAGGGUACUCUGGCUGGAGACCCGUUCAGCCCCACAACUCCGGCGCCCAUCAACAUGGACACUUUCUCCACGCAUGACCCAUGGCAAGAGGUGCACGUGCUCACCAAUCCUGUUGAUUUCGAAUCAGUGCCAGAAAUUUACCGGGAGACCAGCGACCCUGCCCGAGCAGGAGGUGACUCCCAGGAGAACGACACGUACGAUCAUUCCUCUCCAAAAACAAAUCAAACUCCGCUGUAUCUGCCAACUGAACAAGAUGAACAUGGUUCUACUCCCCAACAUUACCAGCCAACGCCUGAAACCAGCUCAGGAAAUGAAGAAUCCUCAGUGCUUUUCAACACAGGGGGCACAAGUGUACCAGAAACAACCAUAAGGCCUUUAGUAUCAACACUGGUGUAUGAGGUGUCAGAAGAGGCCAAGGGUGGUUAUCAGACCACGCCAGAGACCAACCUGGGAUCAGCUGGCCCAUCGGAAUAUUGGGACGAUAAUAUUAAAAUCCAUGAGGGUUCUGUGGCCAGUCAUGAAAUGACAGAGUCCACCAAUGUAACGCAGGUCAAUCCCACCCAGGAAUAUGACACCUUAGAAGCAGUGACCUUUGAGGACAUGAUGACACGACCCCUGGAGGACCUCACUGAUUCAACCCUUCUGGAGAACAACACAGAGCUUCCAUCCACCGACCCAACCCAAUCUCACGACCUGUCUGAAACGGAAGAUACGGAUCAAACCGAGGCACCGGCGCUCACGAGUGGCGCUCACACGGAUGUUUCUGUUCACGAGGAACAGGACCAAGUCCAAACUGCCCCACCAACCCAGCCUUCCCUCGUGGACGCCACCACGCUCCCUGCCCCCACAGAGGGAUCUGGGGAUGAAGAUGUGGAGGUGAUGGUGCCCAAGUUCUUUUUCACAGGAGAUGCUGAGGAGGCAGAGGUGGAGGAGAACGGCACGGCUGCCUCAGUGGAGUCGGCAGAGCUGGUCACCCUGACCCCAGACGAUUACACAGACCACAUAUCUCCUGACCACAUCCGGGUGACAACAACAGGCUUUGAUCAGGAGCGGUCUAGUACACCAUCUCCGUAUUCCCCCACCACUGUAGACAUGGUGGAGCAGAAGGCAGGUGCGACAUCAGAAGAGUCAGUUUUGUUCCCAACUGAUCAUGAUGGAGAGCAUGAUUAUAGCCAGAUGCCUACCAUAGCGGGCGGGACAGAGGGAGGUUCCGGCGAAGGCUCGGGGGCUCGUGGUGAUGAUGACGUCAUUUCAGUUACCCUGUUGACCUCCCCUGUGCCCUACACGCUUGCCACUCCGUUGGACACACGGCAGAUGGUGGAGGUUGCAUCGGGCACUCCGCGUAACCUGGACGUCUUCAUACCGGAGAGAACCACCCUGUCUGCCUUGGGAGUGUCCCUGGAGGACCUAGAGAGGGUGGAGCAGGAGGGCUUGGGGGAAACCCCUGACGUUCUGUACACCACAACCGCACAGUACUCAGAGACGACACUUAGCCACGAGGGGAGUGGUGAAGAGGGAAGCGAGUCAGAGGAAGAUGAGGUCGAGGAGCCUGUGCAGUCGUCUAGUGGCACAUCUGUUCUAGAUGCCUGCACGGAGAACCCAUGUGCUAAUGGUGGCACAUGUGUUGAGAGUGGAUCCACCACCAAGUGUCUCUGCCUACCAACCUAUGGAGGGGAUUUCUGCCAGAUAGACAUGGAGCACUGUGAGCCGGGCUGGGAGAAGUUCCAGGGCUUCUGCUACAGACACUUUGUGAAGCGCCAGAGCUGGGAGGUUGCGGAGCAGCACUGUCGCAUGUGCGGGGGCCACCUGGUGUCAGUCAUGAGCCCAGAAGAGCAGAAUUUCAUCAACGAUAGGUACAGGGAAUACCAGUGGACCGGGCUCAACGACAGGACAAUCGAGGCAGACUUCCGCUGGUCUGAUGGAAAUCCUCUGCUUUAUGAGAACUGGUACCGCGGGCAGCCCGACAGCUACUUCCUGUCUGGGGAGAACUGUGUGGUGAUGGUGUGGCAUGACGACGGGCGCUGGAGCGACGUGCCCUGCAACUACCACCUCUCUUACACCUGCAAGAAGGGCAUCGCCUUCUGUGGACAGCCCCCUACUGUCCUAAAUGCAAAGAUGUUUGGCAAGCGGCGCCUCCGCUAUGAGACCAACGCCAAGGUGCGCUACUACUGCGAGGAGGGCUACCUCCAAAGGCAGAACCCAAUCAUCAAAUGCCUCCCCAACGGCCAGUGGGAGGACCCUCAGAUCACCUGCACAUCAGCCUCCCCUGAGUCUCCGGCCAUUGUGUCGACAACUGUGGGUACGGAGGUGAUGGUGGAGGACACAACGACAGAGAAGGCCUCGCCACAGUUUUGGGACAUCAAGUGGAGCUUCUAAGAAUCUCACAGGAACCCAACAGAACUUCCUCAUCCAUAAUCCAUUGUCAUCCCAAGACCCAGGAGAUCCUCAUCCAUCACAUAGUCAGAAGCCUCACUGUCACCCAGCGUUUUUAGCAUUCUUGAAAACUGCACAACUUCUUCUAUCACCAGCAAUAUACAGACCACAGGAUUACACAUUGUAUAUUUCCCCAUGACACGGAAUUACAAAAUUUUUCGUAAUUCUAAGAUAUCAGUCACAACACAGCAGUUAGUGACUCGUUUGCUAAUUUGUUCACUCACAAGAUGUUUAGCUGAUAGAAGACACAAUUUAAAAAAAAAGAAAAACAUCUGAAAAUCUCAGUUUAACGUGUUCCAUAUCUGGGAGAAUGGGUUUUCUUAAUCCUAAACUGCCAUACAGGUGCUAAGGCAAUGUUAGCCAUGCUGAUACAGCACAACGAGAGCAUGAGCUCCCAAUCUCAGCCGGUGCAACUCUAAUUAAACAACUCCAUUAUUACAUCUCUGUUUUAUUCUACAUUCCAGAAUGGAGAUUUCUGAUUCCAUUCUUCAGCCUGGUUUUGUUCCCCCUCUCCCUCAUGUUUCUACCAAGUCAUCAUCUCUAUCUGGUGCUGUUAUUCAGGUCUGUCAGAAGCUGAGGCUGAUACCAGGUCUACUGCUGUAUGUAAUUAUCAGUUUUGAUUGACUAACAUGCAAGAGACAGCAGAACCAAGACACUGUAGUGUUGUUGUUUGUUAUUGUUAUUGUUGUUGUUGUUAUUGUCCAUAGAUGGGUUUUGAAAACAAGUCAAGACAAAAAGAGAAUGACCUAAAAUGCACUCAAUUUUUUCUUACGUGGAGGUGUUUCUUGAAAACACUGUGACACAUUCUAAUGACCUUUAAAAACAUAUUUUCCUGUUGUGUUUCACCUAACCUGAAAUCCUGUUUUCUAUUUAGUCCUGGUAGAAAUGAAUGAUAACAUGAACUGUAUUUCCCCCACUCUCUCUAGUUCUGCAAUGCUUUGAAAUUCUUUUUUUUAGGUUAAGGUCACCUAAAAAACAAGAAAAAAUAAACAUCUAACACUCAUUCAAGCUUUCCUUGACAUGUUUAUGAGUUGAAAUUAAAUUGAAUCAUAGAUUAUUGUAGAUUACAUUUUUUAACCCACUAACUAAACUUUUAACUAAACUAAAGAUUUUUAGCACUUUCCUAAUUAUAUAAUAAAUUCUGUCUUCUUAUGCUCAUGUAUUCUUACCUUUAUUAUUUUUACUUUAAAAGUUAAAGGUCAUCUGUAGAGUUGACCUCUACAAAGGCUAACAACAGUUUAUAUUUAGUUAGCUGUCAGGGGUGCGUUUCCCAAAAGCAUAGUUGCUAACCUGUUAGCAACUUAGUUGGUUUGCAAUGGGAAAUUGCAUUGCAACCAACAAAGUUGCUAACUUAGUUAGCAACUAUGGUUUUGGGAAACGCACCCCAGCAUUGUGGGAAAAUAUUAAUGAGUAUGUAAUUGAGCUGUGCUCCAAUUACAUCUGUAUCUGUAACUGUGAAUUUAAAUAAAAUACAUUUACAUCUAAAUACAUUUAAAUAAAAUCAAGCCAUUAGGUGCCAUCUGGUCUAUGGUACCCACAAUUUAAAGCAUACAGCUUGUUCCAGGAUUUCAUAACUGAAUAAAGGAAGUCAUCUUUUACUAACAA